Molecule: messenger RNA, 2951 nt
Organism: Hemibagrus wyckioides
Lineage: Eukaryota; Metazoa; Chordata; Actinopteri; Siluriformes; Bagridae
Gene: tardbpa
Product: TAR DNA binding protein a
Exons: 5
Coding region: 556-1758 (400 amino acids)
Biological process (GO): regulation of gene expression
Cellular component (GO): nucleoplasm
Molecular function (GO): RNA binding
Source: RefSeq, a predicted model, not a curated record
GACGAUUCUGUUCGAGCGGCCAUUUUGAUAGAAGUUUGAGGUUAGAAAAAUAGACCGGGAUAUUUGUUCUAUUUUUGUGCAAAAAUACAUUUGCUCCCGGGAAUUUAAUUCUACAUCACAGAUCCUUUAUUUAACGAACUUCAAUUUUGCGCCGCGACAACCCUGAAAAUAAUACAAGCUAGACGGGGGGAAAGAGGCAGAGCGCGAAAACCCUUUCUACCAUUCAUUGCGCGAGCUUGGGGCCCUCUUUCAUCCUUCAUGGACGAUAGUUAGCAGCGGUGAUUUAUGGGAAUAUAAGUGUAAAGCCGUUUAACUGAUAUUUGUUAUAUUAUCUGUGAUACUACUUUGUUAGAUAACUCAUACUACCUUGUGCAUUGUUUAUAUCCGAGUUUGAAUAGGCACGGUGUUUGCAACGUCCCUCCGUAAAGCUAGCUAGGCUAGCUAACUAAAUUAUUUACCCUGGUGGCUAACGCAUUAGCUGGCUAGCACACAAAGCGCCCGCCUACUCUAAACGUCUAGUACUAGCUAGCGACCACCGCGAUUCCGCAUUAAAUAAUGGAGACGUGUUAUAUUCGUGUGGCCGAGGAUGAAAACGAAGAGCCAAUGGAAAUUCCUUCAGAGGAGGACGGGACAGUACUGCUGUCCAGCGUGGCAGCGCAGUUUCCAGGCGCGUGCGGCCUGCGUUACCGGAGCCCGGUGUCUCAGUGCAUGCGGGGAGUGCGCUUAGUGGAAGGCGUGCUGCAUGCACCAGAGGCCGACUGGGGCAAUCUGGUGUAUGUAGUCAACUACCCAAAAGACAAUAAAAGAAAGAUGGAUGAAAUGGAUGCUGCUUCUGCUGUGAAAAUUAAGAGGGGCAUUCAGAAAACUUCAGACCUUAUUGUUCUUGGCUUACCAUGGAAAACAUCUGAACAAGACCUGAAAGACUAUUUCAGCACAUUUGGAGAGGUGAUAAUGGUACAGGUUAAAAGAGAUGCAAAAACAGGAAAUUCUAAAGGGUUUGGUUUCGUAAGGUUUACAGACUAUGAGACACAGAUUAAAGUGAUGUCCCAGCGGCAUAUGAUAGAUGGGAGAUGGUGUGACUGCAAGCUCCCCAACUCAAAGUAUUUCAUGGAACAAGCUGGGCUAGACGAGCCUAUGCGCAGUAGGAAAGUGUUUGUGGGCCGUUGUACUGAGGACAUGACUGCCGAUGACCUCAGGCAGUUCUUUAUGCAGUACGGUGAAGUCACCGAUGUCUUCAUUCCUAAGCCUUUCCGAGCAUUCGCCUUUGUCACUUUUGCUGAUGACCAGGUUGCCCAGUCUCUGUGUGGUGAGGACCUGAUCAUCAAGGGCACCAGCGUACACAUCUCUAACGCAGAGCCUAAGCACAAUAAUAGUAGGCACAUGUUGGAUCGUGCUCGUUUUGGGGGGUUUGGGCAGGGCUUUGGUGGUAGUCGCAGUCAUAACAGCAGUGUGAAUUUUGGGGCUCUUAGCUUAAACCCAGCCAUGAUGGCUGCAGCCCAGGCAGCCCUCCAGAGUAGUUGGGGAAUGAUGGGUAUGCUGGCCAAUCAGCAGAGUCAGACAGCCGCCUCUGGCACCACAGCACCCGGCCAAACGGCAGGUAACAGAGAUCAGGGUCAGGGCUAUAGUGCGGCCGGCGGCAAUUAUAAUGCCGCCGGCUCAGCUAGUCUCGGGUGGGGAGCCAAUAACACGGCCUCCAGCGGUGGCUUUGGCUCUGGCUUUGGCUCCAGUAUGGAGACAAAGUCUAGUUGGGGAAUGUAGAGAGUUACUUUGUUUUUGCAGUGUCCUUAUUUCUAAAUUAGGUAAGUACAUUGAGAUGAGUUUGCAGGCAGAUUUUAUUUUUCUUGUAUUUAGAAAAAAUUUGCUUCUGAGUUUUGUUUAAAAGAUGUUUUGUUUAAAAGAUACUUGAAAAAAAUCUUUAUAAAAUUGAUUUGGUUAAAUUGUAAGAGUGGUAUGAACACUACAUAAAAAACCCCAAUUAAUUUGUUUUCAUUGAUUUUGGUUAAAAUCUAACAAUUCAUUGCAUUUCAUUGUUUAUUGAACUGUGCUUAGACAUGCUUUGUUGUGAAUCUCAUUUGAGUUGUAUUGUGUGGAGUUGUUUGCAUUUUUUGUUUAGAGUUUAUGGUCAAGCCUUGAUAAAUCUCUUCUACAGUUCACCACCUCUUUUCCCAUUUCCCUGGAAGAAGCGCUUCGUUGGCCGCAAUGUUCGAGCGAUCUCAGUAUCAGUACCCUUCUUCCCAUGUGUAAAUGCUUUGCCAUCAAAGAACACAGCUUCACUCUUCAUUUACUGUGUUAGACGGUGGGUGUUGUCUUUUUCUCCCCUUUUCAUGGAUAAAUCUGUCCAAUAUGUAUCGCUUUGAGAGCGAGUGAGAUGGUGAUGGAUUGUUGGUGGGCCAAGAGUGAGAGACUGAAUGAGCGAACAGACUGAGAGAGAGCGAACGUGAGCUGUUUGUGCGAUUAAAAAAAAAAAAAACAAGAUGACUGCAAGAUGUGAGAAGAACCUGUGUGAGCGAGUGUGAACAGCAGCAGCAUGUUUUCUGUCACAUUAUCAGAUGGACAUUAAUUAUUCUUACUCCCUUUUUUGAUCUAUCUCCUUUCUUUCCUUCUUUUUCCUCAUAUAACCAAGCUUAUAUAGUUACAGGAAAUAUAUGUAUGUAUGUAUCGGAAUGUCUAGCAAUCUAAGUAUUUGUAUAUUAUCCGUCGUGAAUGCUUGUAUGGUGUGUGUGUUCUAUCUCCUCCCUGUUACUGACCUCCAAGUGUGAAAAUGUGAAGUGGUGGUGUCUGUGAGAAAGCACUGGUUGUGUGGGGGUGUGUGCCAGCGAGUGUCUCGAGGGGUGAUGUGGCGGUGAAAGUUGAAGAAUCCCUAAAGAAAAGUUGCAUUUGUUGAAGUGCUUUGAAUGCCAUCUUAUGUUUUGUGAAUCAAAGGGAACUCUCAAAUAAAACUAAUUUGACUA